Molecule: messenger RNA, 2085 nt
Organism: Sinocyclocheilus rhinocerous
Lineage: Eukaryota; Metazoa; Chordata; Actinopteri; Cypriniformes; Cyprinidae
Gene: rmi1
Product: RMI1, RecQ mediated genome instability 1, homolog (S. cerevisiae)
Exons: 2
Coding region: 202-1920 (572 amino acids)
Biological process (GO): resolution of meiotic recombination intermediates; double-strand break repair via homologous recombination
Cellular component (GO): RecQ family helicase-topoisomerase III complex; nuclear body
Molecular function (GO): nucleotide binding
Source: RefSeq, a predicted model, not a curated record
UUUGAUGUGUCGCAAAGCGCAGUUUUUUUUUUGACAUGAGGCAACUGUGAUGUUUUUGAAGUAUUAAUAUCAGUAAAGUAGUCAGGAGAAGCCCUGUAGUGUAGGUUAUGACUCCAGUACACUCAUUAGAGCGAAGUGGCCUUCUCACAUUAGGCUGCAUGCGGAGUGAUUUUCUGCUCUAGUGUUCGGGACAGUGAGAGGAUGUCAGUGGGUGAAGUCCAGCUUACCCAGGCAUGGCUGCGUUCUCAAUGGCACAUCCAGGUCCCUCACACUUGGCUGGACGCUUGCGUGAACUGGAUAAAGGUGGAAGCGGUUAGCGAAUCCGUGCCUCAGUCGCUGCUGAAUCAGCGCAUCCUGGAGCAAUGGCUAGUGACUGACCUGCGAGAUCUGUCCCACCCGGUGCUCCCCGAAAGAAUAUCCGAGGCACAGAAAACAGAACUAAACAGCUGUUACUGUCUUCAGAUGGACUCCCUGCUAGACGUCAGCCAGCCUGCCUACACUCAGCUGCAGCGUAUUCGGGGCACCGCCUGCUCCAAUGAUCAAGUCUCGGCGGUUACGCCGGAAACGCAGCGGCCGUGGGAGGCCAAGCCCACACGUAUGUUGAUGUUGCAGCUCACGGAUGGAGUGCAAAGUCUGGAGGGUAUGGAAUACCGGCCCAUCCCGGCUUUAAGCACCAACCUGCCACCCGGGACGAAGCUACAGCUAGUCGGCCCAAUCAGCGUCUGUCUCGGGGUGUUGCUCUUGAAAGCGGAGAACGUGAAGGUGUUGGGUGGGGAGGUGGAACAGCUCUUGGAGAUUUACUCUCAGAGCAGAGUGCUUUGCGGGACACUCGGUUUGCCUGAGGAGAACCAUCCACAAGGCGAGGAACCGGAUGACCAGGAGCUCCUGGCCAGCGUAGAGGCUCCAGUAGAUCAUCAGGUAGCUGACAGCGGCUACAACAGCAUGGCUUCAGAAGCUUCCUUCAGACCACAUCAGUCGCAACCCCGUCCUCAAGCGACGCCCAUUUCCAGAGAAGACGACUGGGAUAUGGAUGAAAUUCCAGAUGAUGACUUCAGAGGUAUUCCAGAUGAUUUUGAUGACGUUCCACAAAAUGUGGUGGACGAGGACUUUGAUGACAUCCCUUUAGAGGAGCUGGACAGUGUGAUGCUGGACAACCCGAUAGAUUCAGAAGUCAUGCCAAGCAGGCGGGAACACUCUGAAAUCAAGCACCCUGAUGUAAUCCAGCCCAAUACCGAAGAACCAAGCCUUCUAAGUUUUCGCUCUGUAACUAUGCUUAACAGCAGAAGCUUAAAUGAAGUUCCUGUUGCAAACGUAGAGGAACCUGAUGCAAACUUCCCCAACCGACACAAAACUGAAGAACCAAGCCAAACAUUUCACUCUAGAAAUCUGCUUAGCAACACCAACCAAAGCAGAACCUUAAAUGAAGUUCCUCACACAUCUGUUACAAGUUCCUCUACAAACACAGCUGGAUCUUCUGGUUGCGAACGAGAUGCGCCUACACCACCGUACCUCUGCAUGCUACAGGCUGGCUGUUGGCCGCCCGCCAAAGUUCAGGUUUUACGACUACAAGCUUUCAUCGUGACGCUAGUAGGAAAUUUGCGCAGUAGUAGUGGCGUGUGGCAACUCGGGGCCACCAUAUCUGACGGAACCGGGUACUUGGAUGUGGAUCUUUCUGACGCCAUGCUCACCAAACUCAUCGGCUACAUGGCACCAGAGGCUCGAGUGCUACGGAAAGACCUGGCGAGACGCGGUGAGGUGGACAGCGGGAUUCAGCAUUGUCAAAGAGAGCUGGUGGAUAUGUGCUGUAUGAUGAGCGUGCAGGUGGAUCAGACGGGCAGAGGAGUUGUGUUGUGUGUCAGUCCGCUCUCUGACAGAGAGAGCUCCGAGAUACAGAAAAGAGUGAAAGAGAGGAGGAACUAAGCUGUACUUAUUCUCUGGACUCUCUUAGUUUAACCUAAUCGAACAGUGUUCAUGCUGAUUCAGUCGGUAGUUUCGAUGAGGCUUUAGUGGAAUGACUUGUUUCGGUUCUCUCAGUCUGAAGAAGACCGCUUAUAAUGCACAUCACUCACAUCCGUUACAAUUCAG